AUGUCACCUCGACAGCUUAUACCGACGUUAAUUCCGGAAUGGGCACCACUAUCGAUACAGUCGUAUAUGAGAGAGGGUGAUUCGGAUAGUCCUCCAGUUACACCCACGAGCCAGACAUCUUCAUGUAGCUCUUCGUUUUCUUCACAGAAACCUACUUAUAGUACAAUUGUAGAGGAUAAUAUGGACAUAAUCUUAGAUGAAAUUCGACCAUAUGUGAAAAAAAUAACCGCUAGUGAACAAAAUAAGAAGACUAUAAAUCAAUAUACGUUAGGGGCCUCAGCUGGAAGUGGACAGUUUGGUUAUGUACGAAAGGCAUAUAGCUCUACUUUAGGUGAGGUAGUUGCUGUCAAGAUCAUACCAAAAAAGCCCUGGAAUGCCCAGCAAUUUUCAGUAAAUCAAGUCAUGAGGCAGAUACAGCUUUGGAAAAGCAAAGGUAAAAUUACGAAAAAUAUGAGUGGUAAUGAGGCGAUGAGACUCAUGAAUAUUGAAAAAUGUAGGUGGGAAAUAUAUGUCGCCUCAAGGCUUCGAGAUAGUGCUCAUAUUGUGCAAUUAAUUGAAUGCUUGGAUUCUCCUUUUAGUGAGUCGAUUUGGAUAGUUACGAAGUGGUGUAACCUUGGAGAAUUACAGUGGAGACGUGAAAACAAUGAAGAUAUUUUGCCCCAAUGGAAAAAACUUCUAACUUCAGAUUGUACUGUUUCUAAAUUUGCCGAGAAAAUUAUGGAGGAUAUGACAAAAGGACUUCAAUAUUUAUAUUCUCAAGGCUGUGUUCAUCGUGAUAUCAAACCAUCUAAUAUUUUAUUGGAUGAAAAUGAAAAAGUUGCAAAACUUUCUGACUUUGGAAGUUGUAUUUUUACUCCUCAAUCAUUACCUUUCACCGAUGUGAAUUUUGCGGACUGCUUCCAAAGAGAGCUAAACAAGAUUGUUGGUACUCCAGCAUUUAUCGCACCAGAGCUAUGCCAUUUGGGCAAUUCCAAGAGGGAUUUUGUGACGGAUGGCUUCAAAUUGGAUAUUUGGUCAUUGGGGGUCACACUUUAUUGCUUAUUACACAACGAGCUACCAUUCUCCGGAGAUAACGAAUUCGAAACUUACCACAAGAUUAUGGAACUAUCGUUGAGCUCCAAAAUAAACGGUAACACUUUGAACGAUUUCGUCAUUAAGAGACUUUUAGAGAAGGACGUUAAUCUGCGUAUAGAUAUUCAAAAUUUGGCAAAGAUUUUAUUGUGUGAUCAGGCAGAGCAUUCUAAAAAUUCCAAGCAACCUCUUUCCUCCAAUAUGAUACACAUACGAAACGAAGGUCCUGUAAGAAGAUUUUUUGAUAGAUUACUGACUAAAAAAGGCAAGAAAAAACACACAGAAAAAGUGAAGGACAACACAUUCGGAUCUAUAAACAUUAACUCAGCAGUCUCGUCACAUACUGAUGAGGAUCUAGAUAAAGAAGCUUUCGCCACAACAGUUCUCAGGUCUUCGCCUGACUCGAGCGAUUAUUGUUCAUCAUUAGAGGAGGAAGCGGUUCAAGUUACCGACUUUCUAGAUACCUUUUGCAGGUCAAGUGAAAGCUUACAUAAUAUGAAUUUGAACAAUUAUAAGCAAAACACAGAAGUGAGGACUGAAAAAAGCGAUUCAUCUUCUCAUUCGUCAUUGAAGAUCCCAACCCCUAUCAAAGCCGUAAUAAGGCUAAAAGACUCUCCCAAAAAGAAUCAGAACAAGGGGCACACUAACAGCUCGCCGAACAAGCUGAGUUUUUCAUUAACAAAUGGGAGUAAGGAAAGGCAUACAGUUAAUAGCGUAGGGCCCAGGAAGCUCGCACAUUCAGGGAAUAUUCUGAACUUCAAAGCAUACAUAAAUCCAGCUAAAAGCGAUACUCGAGAAACAGUAGAAGAUGUAAAGACGUAUCUAAACUUUGCAGAGGACGGAUGA
This is a messenger RNA of Saccharomyces mikatae IFO 1815, 1917 nucleotides long. It is a transcript of the gene ELM1, whose product is annotated as serine/threonine protein kinase ELM1. Bases 1 to 1917 code for a protein of 638 amino acids. The record is from RefSeq and is a predicted model, not a curated record. The transcript has a single exon. Lineage: Eukaryota; Fungi; Ascomycota; Saccharomycetes; Saccharomycetales; Saccharomycetaceae. Gene Ontology annotation, molecular function: protein kinase activity; ATP binding. Gene Ontology annotation, biological process: protein phosphorylation.